GGUAACUCUGGGUAAAUAUUACAGUCUGUGAAUAUAAUUGUCAUUAUAAUUCACAGAGAAUACAACGUCAGAUUAUAUCUAGUUUAUUUUUCUCUUUGGUCUGUGGAUUGUUUCCGCGCGUCUAAAAUCUUGUAUUUGUAUUUAGUAUAAUUUACUACUAAAAGCAACAAAUAAUAGUACAAAAUGGCGUCCACAACGAAACCACGCUCUGAGAUGACUUUAGAAGAAUUGGCAAAGAUUGAAGAAGAGGAAUUUAGUACGGGACCAUUGUCAGUGCUUACACAGUCCGUUAAAAACAACACACAAGUACUGAUCAAUUGCCGGAACAACAAAAAAUUGUUGGGUCGAGUAAAGGCGUUCGACCGGCACUGCAAUAUGGUAUUAGAAAAUGUAAAAGAAAUGUGGACAGAAGUGCCACGAACGGGUAAAGGCAAAAAGGGGAAAGCAGUGAAUAAAGACAAAUUCAUAUCUAAAAUGUUUCUCCGUGGUGACUCUGUGAUCUUAGUUCUUAGAAAUCCAUUGGCAACAGCUGCAGGAAAGUGAAUAACAAUAAACUUUAAUACUUUUUAAGAGCUACACUUUCAAUAUUUAGUCAAUGUCUGUAUGUUAAAUAUACUUUAUAUAAGUUGGAGCUUUAUAUUGAUAAUAAGUUGUCAAAGAAGAAAGACUAAAUAAAUCCAAUUUUCAAUA
Messenger RNA from Manduca sexta (tobacco hornworm), 690 nucleotides. It is a transcript of the gene SmD2, whose product is annotated as probable small nuclear ribonucleoprotein Sm D2. NCBI's taxonomy places the organism in Eukaryota, Metazoa, Arthropoda, Insecta, Lepidoptera, Sphingidae. Gene Ontology annotation, biological process: spliceosomal snRNP assembly; RNA splicing. The transcript is spliced from 3 exons. Gene Ontology annotation, molecular function: RNA binding. Bases 184 to 543 code for a protein of 119 amino acids. The record is from RefSeq and is a predicted model, not a curated record. Gene Ontology annotation, cellular component: U1 snRNP; catalytic step 2 spliceosome; U2 snRNP.